Molecule: messenger RNA, 1426 nt
Organism: Guyanagaster necrorhizus
Lineage: Eukaryota; Fungi; Basidiomycota; Agaricomycetes; Agaricales; Physalacriaceae
Product: GroES-like protein
Exons: 5
Coding region: 285-1325 (346 amino acids)
Molecular function (GO): oxidoreductase activity, acting on NAD(P)H
Source: RefSeq, a predicted model, not a curated record
UAAUAACCGAAAUGAAAAAAUUAAGCGGUAAUAUCACCUUGACGUUGCGGAGCUCUGAUUGUUGUCCGAGAUGGCAAAUCAAAGUUCCAAAUUUGUGUCCGGCUAUCACUUGCGCUUCGACUCGUGCAGUUCACGUUUUUUCAUUGGUGGCUCAUCGAUGUGUCUUUCCACGGCCCUCGAAAACCUAUUAUCGCAUGUCUGAUUAAUACCUAGCGGAUCAGAACCUGUUGACAAGGGGAUCUACAUAUAAUGGCGUCAUUCUGCAGUUUUUCUUCAUUACAAUCAUGCCCCAGCAAAAGGUCCUUGUUCUACAGUCCAGGCAAGCGCGAUUUACGGUCGGAACACGGCCGAUCCCGACUGCUGGCAGAGGUCAGCUCCUCGUCAAGGUCCUCGCCGCUGGAUUGAAUCCGGUUGACUGGAAGAUACAGACCUACGGCGCAUUUGUGGACAACUAUCCAGCUGUUCUUGGUACCGAUAUCGCUGGAGAGGUCGUAGACAUUGGCGAAGAUGUUACUGGAUGGUCGAAGGGCGACAGGGUUGUUUAUCAAGGAUCGUACUUCGAAAGCGACGGAGCUGGGUUCCAGCAAUACUCUCUGAUCGCCGCAGACUUCGUCGCCAAAAUUCCAGAGAAGAUGUCCACUGAUGAAGCGGCAACUAUAUGUGUGGCUUUUGCGGCGGCGUGUAUGGGGCUUUUUGCUGAGGCGCCGAUCGGUCUUGGGCUCAAUCCUGAUUUUUCGUGGGAACCCAAGUUCACGGGGAAAACUACCGUUAUCAUUGGUGGCAGCACAUCUGUUGGACAGUAUGCCAUCCAAUUGCUCAAAUUCGUCGGGUUUUCUAGGAUCAUAACGUAUGCUUCUGCACGCCAUUUCGACUAUUUGGCUACCCUCGGUAUAACGGACAUCAUCGAUCGAGGAACGACACCUCUGAGCCAACUUCCACUGGCUGUGAAGAAAUUGACUUCCGAUCCGUUACUGGUGGUCUUUGAUGCACUCGGCUUUCCAGAUGCUCAGCAAGCUGGAUACGAUAUAUUGGCAGAAGGAGGUCAGGUUAUGACCAUUAACAACGACCAAAGACCCCAGAAAUCAGAAAAUGAUGGGAGGUUAUUCAGGGAAGUUCUGGGCACGGUUCAUCUACCUGCACAGUCUGACUUUGGAAAACGAAUGUUCCGAAGUUUGGGUAAAUUCAUGGAUGAGGGAGUUAUCAAGCCGAAUCGCUUAGAGGUUUUACCUCAUGGUCUCUCGGGUGUUGUAGCUGGAUUGGACAGGCUGAAGAAUAAUCAGGUUAGUGCUGUAAAGCUGGUCGCACAUCCCCAGGAUACAGAGUGAAUGGGGAAAGGAAUAUAGAGUUAGAGAUAUGUGUUUAUAAUAUGGGGAUAUGUAUCAACGUAGGGUUUACGAACACCAGGGCGGUGGCGGAUGAGAGACUU